AUGGAUGCGAUCCUACGGUCUGAUCCGACGGCGGACCGAGCGGAUUGGCGCAUCCGCAUCAUUUUGGCCGUCAUGCUAGGCUUAAGCCCAGCAUUGAGUGCCGCAUACAAGAGUCUUGGUGGAGGAGAAAGUCGCUAUACUCGACAAGACGUAGCUGCUCAAAUUGGCAUGACCGGUCCUCCAGGAACUCAGAAUCUUGGCUAUGGACUCUCCCAAUUCAUCAAUGCUACCCUACCCUGGUACAAAGACCCCGGUUUUCCAGAUCGCGUGUACGGCUUCAAUUUGCAUGUCGUGAACGAAAAUACUUCAGCUAUGCUCGAUGGUCCGAUGCCAGCUUAUGUUGAGGACAUACAAGCCGCAUUGAGGAUCGAGCAAUCUAAGCGAAUUACUGCAGAUGUAGCUGCUAUUGUCUGUGAGAGGACUGAUCACUUCGUAGGAGACGAUGAUUACUAUGACGAGCUUUUCAAUCCUGAUAACACGCUGUCAACGGGCGACAUGUGGGUUCGAGAGUCCGAUUGGCAUGUAGCAAUGGUCUUCCCAAAUUCAAGUGACAAUACGAACAUCAUCGUCGGUAAUUACAACAGUACGAUUAAUGAAAAAUUCAGCUCCCAUCUAAAGCAGUACACAUUAUCAAAGCGAAACUACACAGGAUCCUGGCACAUCACCAAAAACUCCGUCGAGCUCACGUACGCAGGACCCAAAGCCGGCAUACUUGAUGAGCGCGGCCUUUUAUCCAACAACUUUCGCUCUUUUACUGAUCUUUACAAAGUAGUAUUCGCAGAGUACGAUUGGCGGUACCUCUCCGCUGCUAGAUCUCCAGCCACUAAUACUGAUGACGGCGACAAGUAUACAAAAUUUAUCAAGAGCGACUCGACUUUCCUCGCCGCCAUGGUAUGGUCGCGCUUAGUUGCUGUCGACGGACCGGAGGUCUGGUCGCCUGGUACCUCCAGCGGGAUCUACGGCGACGACGGCUGGCCCGAACUUCGCUACAAUACUACAGUCGCGGAAGCAACAAUCUCUACAACCAUCAAGCCCAGUUGGGGCAUUGGCAUCGUUCUUGGCAUUAACCCGGCCCUACUUCUCUUUGCACUUCUCUGCCGCGUGUUGUUCUGGUCGCGGUCGCCUAUUGGAGAUAAGUUUGGCUUGGUAUCGAUCCUGGCGAGCGUGGAGCAGCAGAGUCUUGGUCUACUGCAGGGAGCUGGUCUGUCCGGGAGACUCAAAAGACUAGUAUUUGCUGGGUUCCGGCCGGAAACACAAGGCAAUCGCGAAGAGUCGUGGGGCAGCGGCAAUAUUGUUACGGUCCUGGGAACUAAACAGCUACGGAGUGGAGCGAUCCAGAAAGGAACGACUUAUAGCUAG
Molecule: messenger RNA, 1359 nt
Organism: Bacidia gigantensis
Lineage: Eukaryota; Fungi; Ascomycota; Lecanoromycetes; Lecanorales; Ramalinaceae
Exons: 1
Coding region: 1-1359 (452 amino acids)
Source: RefSeq, a predicted model, not a curated record